Messenger RNA from Doryrhamphus excisus (bluestripe pipefish), 1457 nucleotides. RefSeq names its product 5-phosphohydroxy-L-lysine phospho-lyase (gene phykpl). Lineage: Eukaryota; Metazoa; Chordata; Actinopteri; Syngnathiformes; Syngnathidae. The record is from RefSeq and is a predicted model, not a curated record. Gene Ontology annotation, molecular function: transaminase activity; pyridoxal phosphate binding. Gene Ontology annotation, cellular component: mitochondrion.
UCUACGCAUGCGCAUGGCAUAUCAAAUUUGAGCCACUGGGCUGUCUUAAAAAAGUAAAGCUUUGAUCAUUAUUGUACGCAAAGCACAACCCGAACAAGACAUGGCGUCACAUUUACUCAGCAAGGAGGACACCCUGGCAAUGAGGAAGAGAUUGAUAGGAGAAUCGUGCAGACUUUUUUAUUCAGACGAUCCUGUCAAAAUUAUCAAAGCAAGGGGACAAUAUCUUUUUGAUGAGAACGGUAGUCGCUACCUGGACUGCAUCGGAAAUGUCCAUCACGUGGGCCAUUGCCAUCCCAGUGUUACAAAGGCUGCAGCAGAACAAAUGGACCUUCUGAACACCAAUACCAGAUUCCUGCACGACAAUUUAGUCCUGUAUGCAAAUCGCCUGGCUGCCACGUUGCCAGACAAACUGUCUGUCUUCUACUUUGUCAACUCUGGCUCAGAAGCCAACGAUCUCGCACUACGCCUGGCCCGCCAGUACACCCAACACGAGGACGUCAUCGUGCUUGACCAUGCGUAUCAUGGUCAUCUAGUGUCCCUCAUCGACAUCAGUCCUUAUAAAUUCCGGAAACUAUCAGGGCAAAAAGAAUGGGUUCAUGUGGCCCCCUUACCAGACACCUACAGAGGCAUAUACAAAGAGGAUGAACCCAAUCCGGGGUUGGCUUAUGCAAAUACAGUGCGAGACUUAAUAGAGGAUGUGCAAAGCAAAGGUCGAAAGAUUGCUGCCUUUUUUGCUGAAUCAAUGCCAAGUGUCGGAGGACAAAUCAUUUUACCCCAAGGUUACUCAUCCAAAGUUGCAGAGUACGUUGGCGCAGUGGGCGGUGUGUUUGUGGCCGACGAGGUGCAGACAGGAUUCGGACGCGCGGGGAGUCAUUUUUGGGCUUUUCAGUUGCAAGGUGCAAAUUUCUGCCCCGAUAUAUUGACGAUGGGGAAACCGAUGGGAAACGGGCAUCCGAUCGCGUGUGUGGCGACGACGGCGGAGAUAGCCGGAGCGUUCACCGACAAUGGCGUGGAGUACUUUAAUACGUUUGGAGGUAAUCCAGUUUCGUGUGCAAUCGGGCUGGCGGUCCUGGAGGUCAUCGAGAAAGAGGACCUGACAGGAAACGCCACUCGGGUCGGCGCGCAUCUUAAAGAUUUGUUCACAAAACUGCAAUCUCGACAUCAAAUAAUCGGCGAUGUUAGGGGCAAAGGUCUUUUUAUCGGAGUCGAGCUGGUCCAAGAUCGACAAACGAGGAAACCUGCCACCAAAGCUGCAGCACACGUGGUAAAAAGGCUGAAAGCUGAGGAUCGAAUCUGUGUCAGCACCGAUGGCCCCUGGGACAACGUGUUAAAGUUUAAACCCCCAAUGUGCUUCAGCGUGGAAGACGCUGAGCUGGUGGCGAGGUGUAUUGAUCGCAUACUCACAGACAUGGAAGCCAGCCAUUGACGUGAAACUGGAAAAUGAAGACAUCUUUUUU